This is a messenger RNA of Grus americana (Whooping crane), 4565 nucleotides long. It is a transcript of the gene CAMSAP3, whose product is annotated as calmodulin regulated spectrin associated protein family member 3. The record is from RefSeq and is a predicted model, not a curated record. Lineage: Eukaryota; Metazoa; Chordata; Aves; Gruiformes; Gruidae. Gene Ontology annotation, cellular component: microtubule minus-end. Gene Ontology annotation, molecular function: spectrin binding; microtubule minus-end binding; calmodulin binding. Gene Ontology annotation, biological process: negative regulation of microtubule depolymerization; cytoplasmic microtubule organization; neuron projection development.
UCCCCUCCCCGCACCUGGCGCUCGCGCCACGCUCCCGCCCGGGGCCGCGCCCGCCGCUGAACCCACCCGAACCCAUUCCGAACCUAUCCGAGCGCGUUCCGAACCUCCCCGAACCUAUUCCGAACCUAUCCGAGCGCGUUCCGAACCUCCCCGAACCUAUCCGAGCGCUUUCCGAAUCUCCCCGUAAACCCAUCCCGAACCUCCCCGAAGCUAACCCGAACGUCUCCGAAUUACACCCGAAAACAACCGAAGCACAACCGAACCGGGCCGGGUCGGGCCUCACCGCCCUCCGGUGCGGCCGCCGGUGCCCCGGGGAUGGUGGCGGCUCCUCCCGCCGCGGCCGCGGCCAUGCGCCGGGGUUUCCUGGUGCCCGAGAUCCGCCCGCUCGAUCAGUAUGAUGGGGCGAGGGCUCGGAGCGCCGCAAGCCUCGCCUGGGCCAUCGCUACCGGUUACGGAGGCGCGGGCAACGUCCCCGAGGAGCUCCGUGACCCCUUCUACACCGACCAGUACGAGCAGGAGCACAUCAAACCCCCCGUCACCCGGCUCUUGGUGGCCUCCGACAUCUACUGCCGGGCCUGGCGUCACGCCCUGGGGCCCCCCGACCCCCCCGCCGCCCCCCCGGCCGAUAACGGGGCGCUGCUGGCGCUGCUGACCCGCCGGGGGCUGCCCCCCACCUUCCAGGACGCCCCCGUCCGCGAGGCCGAUCUCCAGCACAGGCCCAUCAAGAUGGGCGCCCACCUUGCCCUCAUCGACUCCCUCAUGGCGGCUUUCGUCACCGAAGCCACUCGGGGGCUGGGGCCCCCCCCAGGUGCCCCCCCCGGCCCCAAUUCCUGGGAGCAGAAGAUUCUCUGCUGGCUGGACACGGUGAACCGCAAGCUGCAGGAGAGCACGGAGAGGGAGGGGACCCCCCGAGCCACGGCCCCCCCCGAUGGCCCCGCGGCCCCCCCGGCGUGCGGGCACAAGUGUCCCACCCGGUGGUACUGGAAGUUGGUUCCUCACGCCAUCGCCUUUUGUUUGAAGGAAUCGGGGAAUAAACCUCCGGUGAUUCGGUACCGGAAGGACAAGGUGCCCCCCCGGCAGAGCCCCUGCUUCCCCCCCGUGCUGGGCAUGAAGGACCUGGCCAGUGGGGGGGCCAUCGCCGCCACCAUCCACUACUACUGCCCCCAGGCGCUGCGCCUCGAGGAGGUGUGCCUGAAGGAGCCCAUGUCGGUGGCCGACAGCCUGCACAACCUGGGGCUGGUGCGGGACUUCAGCUGCCGCCACCUGGGCACCCGCUGCCCCCUCGCGCUCGAGGACCUGCUCUACAUGCCCCCCAGCCUGCGGCUGAACGUGGGGGCCUUCCUCGCCGAGCUCUUCCUCUGCUUCGAGGUGCUGCGCCCCCCCUUUGUGCGCCCCCGGGACCUGGGGGGGCCCCCAGAGGCUCCGGCCGCCGGUGAUGCCCCGACCCCCAAGAGCAGCUCCCCUGGCUUCAACUUUCGGCACCCGUUACUGCCGGGGGGGCAGACCCCCCCCUCGCUGCGGGGGACCCCGGGCACGCUGCACCACUCCCCCUCCCUGCCCCACGUCGAGGGGGGGUUCGGCAAAGCCUGGAGCAAGAAGCCCUUGAGCCACCCCCUCUCCCAAGCCGUCUCCUUCAGCAUCCCCUUCGGCCUCGACAGCGACGUCGACAUCGUGAUGGGCAACCCCGUGGGGGCCGCGCUGGCCCGUUCGGCCAGCACCGACAGCCUGGCCCCCCCCCGUCGCCCCCCGCCCCCCCGCCUGCCCCCCAACUCCCCCCCAAUUUCAUCUCUACCCAACGGUCUCCCCCCGGAGACCCCCGGCCAGGAGCUGCCCACCAUCGAGGAAGCUCUCCAGAUCAUCCACAGUUCCGAACGUCUUCUCCCCGAAGGAGCCCCCGACGCUUUUUAUCUUCAUUCUCCGGACCCCCCCGUGGGUAUCGGGGACCCCCCUGCGCCCCCCAACCUCCACCAGCCCCCCGUUUCCACCGCGGAUCCCCCGGUCCCCCUGGGUCGUACCAUGACCAGCUUUGCCGAACGCAAGAAAAAACUGGAAGAAGCCGCCGGGGUGGGCGGGGGCGGUUCCGGUUCGACCCCCGCGUCCUCCGGUGGCUCCCCCCAAAUUUUAGGGGCUCACCCCGAAUCGGGCGAAGGCUUGAGCGCCGAAAUGAGCCAACUGGGCGCGCGGUUGGAGGAGAAACGUCGCGCCAUCGAGGCGCAGAAGAAGAGGAUCGAAGCCAUCUUCGCCAAGCACCGUCAACGCUUGGGCAAGAGCGCCUUCCUCCAGUUGAAACGCGGGGGCGAGGAUGAGGAGGAAGAAGAGGAAGGAGAAAAUUCCGGCGUCAAAAAACAAGUCACCUUCGCCCCCCCGGAUCCACCCGGCCAUUACGAGGCGGCGGUGGCCAAGCUGAGCACGGCGCUCAGCACCCUUCAGUUGGACAUGCAACGCUUGAGUCAACAGCAGCAACGGCUCCUCCAAGACCAACGGCCAACCGCCGGCCAAGCUUGGGUCAUCCCCGUCCCCAAAGGCGGGGGGCGAGGGACAGCCACCCCCCCAGCGCCGCCGCCGCCGCCCCCCAAAACCCCGGCGUCCCCUUCGCCGUCGCGGAAGGUGGGGGUCCCGCCGCAACGUAAACCCCCCCGCAGCCCGCGGAGGGCUCGUCCGGCCGAGCUGAAGUUGCCCACCCUGACGCGGGUGUUGACCCCUCCCCACGACGUGGACACUUUGCCCCACCUGCGGAAGUUCUCCCCCAGCCAGGUGCCCGUCCAAACCCGUUCCUCCAUCCACUUCUCCGAGGAGGAAGAGGAGGAUGAAGAAGAAAGAGGACCUUUACCCGGACCGCCCCUCCCCGAUUCGCCGGAACCCCCCGAGAUGGAGGCAAGGGGCAACCUGCGCCCCGCGGGGACCACCCGGGUGUCCGGCGACGGCACCAGCGACGUGUCCUCACCCGGCGAGCGGCGGGCCAGCCUCAUCGAGGUGCCGCUGGACAGCCUGCGGGCCGAGGAGGAGGAGGAGGAGGAAGAGGAGGAGGGAGAAGGGGACUCUUUGGAGGGGUCGCCCACCGAGGGGGGGGCCGGCACCGAGACCAGAGCCAGCCUCGGCUUCUUCUUCAAGGCAGCGGGCCCGGCGGAGGCGGCCAUGGCGCAGCGCAGAGCCACCCUCCUGCAGCGGCAGCAGCGGCGCAGUGAGCAGGCCCGGCAGCGGCGGCACUGGCUGGAGGGCAAGGCCAGGGUGCUGCCGGAGCCCCCCCGCCCCCCCGAGGAAGAGGGGUGCCGCCGGGGGGAUUUCACCCGCCAGGAGUACGAGCGGCGGCAGCAGCUGAAGCUGAUGGAGGAGCUGGAGAAGGUGCUGCGCCCCCCCGCGGCCCCCCCCCGCGGCACCCCCAGAGCCCCCCGCGGCCCCCGAGCCCCCCGGCCCCGCUGCUGCGACGACUCGGCCCUGGCCCGCAGCCCCCCCAAGGGGCUCCUCGGCGCCCGCCUCUCCAAGGUUUACUCCCAGAGCACCCUCUCCCUCUCCACCGUGGCCGCCGACCCCGGGGGCACCCACCCCAGCGGGCGGGCACCCAGCCGGGCUGCGUCCCCCUCGGGGCCGAUGUCCCCUGGGCGCGUCCCCCCCGGGCGGGAGCGUGAGUGGGAGAACGAGUCCAGCGCCUCCUCCCCCGCCUCUGUCCCCGAGUACACCGGUCCCCGCCUGUACAAGGAGCCGAGCGCCAAGUCCAACAAACACAUCAUCCACAACGCGCUGGCGCACUGCUGCCUGGCCGGCCGCGUCAACGAGCCCCAGAAGAACCGCGUCCUCGAGGAAGUAGAGAAGAGCAAAGCCAACCACUUCCUCAUCCUCUUCCGGGAAGGCAGCUGUCAGUUCCGGGCUCUCUACACGCUGGGGGGGGACCCCCCCGAGCUGAGCCGGCUGGCGGGGGCGGGGCCGCGCACCGUGCCCCUCCCCAUGGUCAAGGGCAUCUUCAAGUACAACUCGGACCGGAAACGCUUCACGCAGAUCCCGGCCAAGACCAUGUCCAUGAGCGUCGACGCCUUCACCAUCCAGGGGCCCCUGGGGCAGCCCCGCCGGCCCGGCACCCCCAAAAAACCCGGCACCCCCAAGUAAAGGGGGGGGGAACCCCUCCCCCCCCCCCUUGGUGUCAUGCGUGUCCCCCAAACCCCCCCAGGUGUGGCUGGGAUGGGGACAGUGGGGACACCCCCACCACCACCCCCCUCAAGGUUUGGGGGGGCGGAGCCAAGUUGGGGGGGGGUUUGCCCGAACCCCCCCCCCCGCGGUUUGGGGGGGGCAAGGUGACACAGCUGGGGGGGUGGGGGUGUAUCUUGCCCCCCCCCGAGGUUUGGGGACAGGGUGACCAGUGGAGGGGACGUGGGGAGAUGCUGCUAAGGGACGGGGUACCCCCCCCCCCGUGGUUUGGGGGGCAGGGUGACACAGCUAAAGGGGGGGGGGGUGUCUUGCCCCCCCCCCACCCCUGUGCCCCUCCUCCCAUGAGGUUUGGGGACAGGGUGACAACAAGGGGACACAGAUGCUGCUAAGGGGCCUCCCCCACCCCCCCGAGGUGUGGGGUGUGA